AUGCAUCACCUACUUCUACUUCUAGUUGUACUCCUAGCCACUCCAACACUUUCUAUCAUUAGAUUCUCAAAUAUUACAGCAGAUAAAGGAGAACUUAGCUUAGCCGUUUGGGCUGGUGCCAAACUCUAUGUUGCUUCCAGCGAUGACAUCACUCUAUUGAGCAACGUCAAAAUCACCAAUAACGGGGAGAUCAAAACUGCUUGGGAUCUUAGUCAACUCGGUACGAAUCCGGAUGGAUCUGAGAUUGGUUGGAAAGCCAAUGGAACUAUUACGAUCAGUUCAACGAACGUUGAAAAUGAUGCCAUGUGGAUGACUGGGUUCUUGUACUUCACAACGUUCACUCAGGCGCAAGAUCCCAACUUCCACGUCUAUCUCGUCAACCGCAAAAUCUCCAUCACCUCUAACUCUGAUGACGUGACACUAGUCUUCCUCAAUCUCAAUCUAGGACUUCGCAACCAAACCUCCCCACUCUACAUCCCUGAUAAGUCGUCUCAAGUGUCAAGUGUCUCCAGUCUCCCAACAUCAAGCUUCGCAAUCUUUUGGAAUGAGCCAAUGGAGACUUAUAAGGAUCCAGUAGCGGAUGCUAGUCGACAACAGAGAAUCUUCUCGAAUCCCUUGCGUAUCGACGCAGUAUGGUACUUUGCCAACGUAGAACCAUUUCAAGUGUUCAAUGAUGUUUGGUACAUUCGAUCGAACGGAUUCUUGAAGUUUGAUGUUCAACAAGGAUGGGACGAUCCAAAUGGUGGCACAACGUCUGCCGUGACCACAACGGGCCUUCUAAUGAGCUCCUAUGCACCUGAAAAUGUCACAAUUCAUAUGAUAUCAAAUGCGGAGAACUCGGCGAUUUCGGGCCUGUCUGUCAUCUAUAAUUUGUUGUAUUCUGUCUCAUUUCAGAUGAGCGGACUCGAGGAGACAAUCAACACUAACAAUGAUUUUCGGAACGCGCGGAAAGAAGUGUGGGUGCCAAAACUAUCAAAUUACUUUUCGGUGCAAUCAAACUAA
Messenger RNA from Caenorhabditis remanei, 1002 nucleotides. RefSeq lists its product as uncharacterized. NCBI's taxonomy places the organism in Eukaryota, Metazoa, Nematoda, Chromadorea, Rhabditida, Rhabditidae. The coding region runs from base 1 to 1002 and encodes 333 amino acids. The transcript is spliced from 5 exons. Gene Ontology annotation, cellular component: membrane raft. Gene Ontology annotation, biological process: innate immune response. The record is from RefSeq and is a predicted model, not a curated record.